UAUUUUCUAACCUGGCAGAAGCAUUUCCACUCGUAAGCUUGAAAAGUCAUCCAUGGAAUAAAGAAACACCAUCAAUGAUCAAACUCAAACGCGUCUUUUCCGAGAUACGGCAUCUAACAUUAUACAAUUACACGCGCUUUACUUCGACCGCUCCUCUCUGUUGACUACACCCUUCUCUUUCAAACCCUCUCUUCCUCCCUUGGGUUCCCAAAUCCGAAUGGUUUUUGGUCGCCUACCACGCACACGACUCAGAUCCACAGGUUCAUGGGAUUUUUUAUCUUUUUCAAUUCGCCAUUAAUUUCACCAGCUCAUCGAUUGUUUGCAGCUUACAAUGAGAAUUCCGUUCUUUCUAUCGAUUUUCUUGAUACCCAUAUGCUCAAUUUUGCUCGGCUUCUCGAUCUUUCUAGUCUUUGGCCAAUGUUUGGACGAUCAGAAAGACUUGUUGCUCCAAUUGAACAACAGCCUCCAAUUCGACAUAGCUUCCUCCACAAAACUGAGAUACUGGAAUCAGAGUUUCGAUUGCUGUCUGUGGCAAGGUGUAAAUUGCAGCAGCGAGGGACGUGUUACUGAACUCGACCUGAGCAGUGAAUCGAUCAAGGGUGGACUCGACAAUUCCAGCAGCCUCUUCAGUCUUCACCACCUCCAGAUUCUAAGUUUGGCAUAUAACAACUUCAACUAUUCUCAGAUUCCGUCAGGGUUUGACAAAUUGACGAAUUUGAGACAUUUGAACCUAUCAAAUGCUGGCUUUGCAGGUCAGAUUCCGAUUGAGCUUUCGAGUUUGAGAAGGUUGGUUAUUCUUGAUUUAUCUACCCUUUACUUCCCCUCUGAAACUCCUCCACUAAAACUUGAGAAUCCAAAUUUAGAGAUGUUGGUUCAGAACUUUACAGAGCUAAUAGAACUUCAUCUUGAUGGUGUAAACAUAUCAGAACAAGGGAACGAGUGGUGUGGGGCUUUAUCAUCAUCGCUGACAAAUUUGAGGGUAUUGAGCUUGUCAAAUUGCAAUCUUUUAGGCCCUUUGGAUCCCUCCUUAUUAAAGCUUCAGUCCCUCUCAAGUAUUCGUCUGGAUAAUAACAACUUGUCUGCUGCAGUUCCAGACUUCUUCGCAAAUUUCACAAAUUUGAUGUCCUUGCGUCUCAGUUAUAGUGGGUUGUUCGACACAUUUCCAGAAAAGAUCUUCCAGGUGCCUACACUAGAGGUUCUUGACUUGUCUAAUAAUGCACGACUUCAUGGUUCCUUGCCAGAUUUUCCUCAGAAUGGGUAUCUUCGAACCCUGGUACUUAGCCACACAAAUUUCUCGGGAAAAUUGCCGCAUUCUAUCGGUAACCUUACCAUGUUGUCUAGAAUGGAUUUUUCAAGUUGCAAUUUCAGCGGAUCAAUUCCAACUACAAUGUCAAAUCUUAUCCAAUUGCUUUAUUUGGACAUGUCGUCCAACAAUUUCAUUGGACCAAUUCCAUCCUUCAGCAAGGCCAAGAAUCUGUCUCAAAUAAACCUUUCUCAUAACGAUUUAACUAGUCAGAUUACUUCUACUCACUGGCAAGAGCUGAAGAAUCUGGUAAACCUUGACUUGCGUUACAAUUCUCUGAAUGGGAGCAUUCCAGCCCCUCUGUUUUCCCAUUCAUCAUUGCGGACUCUGCAACUUUCCAACAACCAAUUUUCUGGUGAACUCAAUCAAUUUCCCAACAUUUCUUCUAAUGUAUUGGAAUACCUUGAUUUGAGCAGCAACAAUUUGGAAGGGUCAAUCCCUGUGUCUGUCUUUGAUCUUCGAGGUCUUAAGAUCCUCUCACUUUCUUCAAAUAACUUCAAUGGCUCUUUCAAGCUAAAUAUGAUCGAGCAGUUGAGAAAUCUUUCCAAUCUUGAUCUUUCCUACAACAACUUAUCAAUUGAAUAUAAUAGAACUGAUUCUCCGUCCCCCUCCUUUCCCAACAUUACCACGUUAAAAUUGGCUUCCAGCAACUUGAAAGUAUUUCCUGAUUUUUUGAGAAACCAAUCCAAAUUAACAGUUCUAGACCUUUCAGAUAACGAGAUUGGUGGAGAGAUACCCAACUGGAUAUGGAAACUACCUUUUCUUCGCCAUUUAAAUCUUUCUUUUAACAAUUUGGCGAGUCUAGAAGUAUCUUCACUCAAUGUCUCUUCUCUGAGUAUCCUGGACAUUCGUUCCAACCGACUCCAAGGGCAACUCCCAGUUCUCCCACCAUCUGCCACGUAUUUGGAUUUCUCAAGGAAUAAUUUCAGCUCUGUCAUACCAGCUAACAUUGGUGUCUUCCUUUCAUAUGCUUAUUUCUUCUCUCUUUCAAGCAAUAAAUUCAAAGGGAGCAUACCUGCAUCAAUUUGCAAUGCAACAUACCUCCAAGUUCUAGAUCUGUCUAAUAAUUCCUUCAGUGGCAUGAUUCCGGAAUGUUUGGUUGGGAUGAGUACGACUCUUGGGGUGCUGAAUCUCGGGAGAAACAAUCUCCACGGCAUGGUUCCGGAUACAUUUUCAGACAACUGUGGAUUGCAAACUCUAGAUCUCAAUGGAAACCAGCUUGUAGGGCAUAUACCUAAAUCUUUGGCAAAUUGCACAAGGUUGGAGGUCUUUAAUAUUGGUAACAACCACAUUGAGGAUAUCUUCCCAUGUCACUUGAAGAACGCAUCCGUAUUGCGUGUCCUUGUUUUGCGCUCUAACAACUUUAGCAGGUCCCUUGGUUGUCCAGGGCAUAAUGCCACUUGGCCCAUGCUUCAAAUUUUGGAUGUAGCUUCGAACAAUUUCAGUGGUGAGAUUCCAAUAAAAUGCAUUUAUACCUGGAAGGCUAUGUUGAAAACUGAAGAUGAGACCGAAUCAGAGCUCAAUCACCUUCGAUUUAAAGUCCUGAGAUUUGGUAACUUUUAUUAUCAAGAUGCGGUCACAGUUACGGUUAAAGGUUUAAGUAUGGAAUUUGUGAAGAUUCUAACGCUUAUCACCUCGAUUGACGUUUCCUGCAACAAUUUUGUGGGGCAAAUACCAGAAGCAUUUGGUGGACUCUCAUCACUAUAUGUUCUAAACUUGUCGCAUAAUGCUCUUUCAGGACAUAUCCCAAAAUCUGUAGCAAAUUUGACACAGUUGGAGUCAUUGGACUUAUCAAGCAAUAAGCUUACAGGGGAGAUUCCUAUACAAAUUGCAGAAAAUCUUAUUUUCCUUUCAUUCCUAAACCUCUCCUUCAAUGAACUGGUGGGGCCGAUUCCAAUGAUCAAACAAUUUUCUACUUUUUUAGAAAGUUCCUACGUAGGAAACAAAGGAUUGUGUGGCUUUCCUCUUGAGAAGACUUGCAAUGCUGGAGGGACACCACCGUCAGCAGCACCAAAAUCUCCAGAAACAACAUCAUAUAUGCUGAUUGGAUUUGAUUGGCAGUUCAUACUGACUGGGCUUGGCUUUGGGGUAGGAGCAGCAUUGUUUGUUGCUCCCCUGAUGUUUUGGGAGAAAGGAAGAAGAUGGUACAACGAUAGCACUGAUAAGAUUAUUCUGGUGAUUCUUACAAUGAUGGGAUUGUCUUACACGGGUAGCAAAGAUGGCAAGCUUGAGGCAGAGGAAGAUAUUGAAGAUGACAGCAUAGAAGGCUAUGAUGAUGAAGAUGAAACGGAAAAUGAUGAAUUUCGAGGGCGAUACUGUGUUUUUUGUUCCAAACUUGACAUUAGUAGGAAGAGGGUCAUCCACGAUCCGAAAUGUAUAUGCCGUAGCUCACCUAUGAUCUCCUCCUCUUCCUCUACAUCCUCGUCUUCUUCAUAGUUUGGUUGUGCCAUCAAAGUACAUCUUUCUUCUCUCUCUCUCUCUGUUUUUUUUUUUUUUAGGCUCUCGUUUUAUCCAUAGAAUUCAUUUUUUUUGUAUAUACCUACAGAAUUAUCGACCCAAGAGCGAGAGGAUUAGUAGAUGAUCCAAGCAUGUAACUUAGUAGCCCUUUCAGUUUAGAAGUAGUCUCCUUUUGACCUAACGAGAGAAUGGAUGUUUCUUUCCUGGUAUGAUAUGGACAGAAAGCAUGACAGAGGCGUGUGGAAAAUCUUUCAGAAACUUCAUCAAACAGGUGGGCGACUCAUAAAACUUGUAAAGAAACCAGAAGCACUUGCAGCAUGCAUGCCUGAACA
Molecule: messenger RNA, 4092 nt
Organism: Juglans microcarpa x Juglans regia
Lineage: Eukaryota; Viridiplantae; Streptophyta; Magnoliopsida; Fagales; Juglandaceae
Product: receptor-like protein 32
Exons: 2
Coding region: 332-3739 (1135 amino acids)
Molecular function (GO): protein binding
Source: RefSeq, a predicted model, not a curated record